Messenger RNA from Dama dama (fallow deer), 1211 nucleotides. It is a transcript of the gene HOXD1, whose product is annotated as homeobox D1. Gene Ontology annotation, biological process: regulation of transcription by RNA polymerase II. The record is from RefSeq and is a predicted model, not a curated record. The transcript has 2 exons. Gene Ontology annotation, molecular function: RNA polymerase II cis-regulatory region sequence-specific DNA binding; DNA-binding transcription factor activity, RNA polymerase II-specific. The coding region runs from base 1 to 975 and encodes 324 amino acids. NCBI's taxonomy places the organism in Eukaryota, Metazoa, Chordata, Mammalia, Artiodactyla, Cervidae. Gene Ontology annotation, cellular component: nucleus.
AUGAGCUCCUACCUCGACUACGUGUCGUGCGGCCGGGACGGCGGCGACUUGCUGAGCUUCGCGCCCAAGUUCUGCCGCGCCGACGCCCGGCCCGUGGUCCUGCAGCCCGCCUUCCCCCUGGGCAGCGGCGACGGCGCGUUCGUUAGCUGCCUGCCCCUGGCCGCGGCCCGAGCGGUGCCCUCGCCCCCGGCCGCCCCGGCGCAGCCUACCGGGCCUCCCCCGGCCGCGCCCGCGUACGCGCCGUGCCCCCUAGAGGGGGCCUACGAGCCAAGCGCCGCACCUGCCCAGGCCGGGGGCGCCGACUACGGCCUCCCGGGGUCCGCGCCCGCGUACGAUUUACCGUGCGCGCUCGGGCGGCCGGCAGACGACAGCGGGGCGCACGUCCACUACGCCACCUCGGCCGUCUUCUCUGGCGGCGGCUCCUUCCUCCUCAGUGGCCAGGUGGAUUACGCGGCCUUCGGUGAGCCGGGCCCCUUCUCGGCGUGUCUCAAAGAGCCGACCGACGGCCACUCUGGGGCCUUCCAGACCGCGUCCCCGGCUCCCGGUGUCUACCCCAAGUGUGCGUCCCCAGCCUCUGGCCUCCCCGCCGCCUUCAGCACGUUCGAGUGGAUGAAAGUGAAGAGGAACGCCCCGAAGAAAAGCAAAUUCGCGGAGUAUGGAGCCACCACCCCCUCCAGCGCGAUCCGCACCAAUUUCAGCACCAAGCAACUGACAGAACUGGAGAAGGAGUUUCAUUUCAAUAAGUACUUAACUCGGGCCCGACGCAUCGAGAUAGCCAACUCAUUGCAACUGAAUGACACCCAAGUCAAAAUCUGGUUCCAGAACCGCAGGAUGAAACAGAAGAAAAGGGAACGGGAAGGGCUUCUGCCCUCGGCCACCCUCGUGGCUUCCUUCCAGCUUCCCCUCUCAGGAACGAGCCCUGCCAAGUCUGGCAAGAACCCGGGGAGCCCCUCUCAGGCCCAGGAACCAUCCUGAGGUUUAGUCACGUCGCUGAGGAACUGUGGGCUGCAGAACUCAUAGGCCACCUCACCCCUCUCUGGACUUACUAGUUCAGUUUGGAAUGGAGGUGGGCAUGGUGGAAAUAAGAGCGGUUUCACUUGGGAGAGGAAAUAUCUUGGUGGCUUCUGAGUUCCGGGCUAUGGGUGUACAGAUGUUAAUUUGAAGUCUCUAAAGCCACACAUCUGUGUAUUAAUUGUGUCUUAUCAGGGAAA